GCGGUCGGGGGGUGGGGGUCGUAAUUUCUUUCGGAGAAAAGAUGACGUGAUUUCCUGUUGACCCAGGUUAUAUGCCGCCGAUAGGGCGCUGGGACCUGCAGUCGGGGCUAAGUUCACACAGACGAGCACGGCACAGGUGUGGGAAGUCCUGAUUAGGCGUUCUUCAUCCCUGACCUUAUUCUGACGUCACAACAACAACCUGACAAAAUGGCGGCUACACUUAAACAAGUCGUGGAUGACUGCAAAGUGCCUGGAGAGUUCCUGUCGGAGGGUGCCGAGGUGUUCCUGACCCACACCGAGGACAUGCCUGUGUCUGCCGAUGUCUACUGGUCCGCCUUUCAGGACUUCGUGGAACUGCAGCUACACAUGGAAGGGCACGAGAACCUUCGAAUCCUGAAAGGCUAUGGGGAAGUGGGCACGGUUGUUUCCUUUUACUACGACCCGACGGACCUGGCCGAAGGGCAGCGGGAGAUGAAGCUGGUGGAGAAGGACGAUACCACUCGUACCUGGAAGGUCCAUGAGGAAGAACCAAACGACCUGUACAAGAGCUACGAGAUGACCAUCAAGGUUGAGGGGACCGACGCUGCCAAGGUGACCAUAUCCGUGCGUUUGUGUCCCGCCAUAAAAGAUCAGAAGAAACGUCGACAGGACAUUGCCUACACCAUGGUUCAUCUGUUGGGAGCUCGCAUCCGGGACAUUCUGAACUUCAUCGUCCGUGAGAAGCUGGGAGGGAAGCACCGCUUCGACCUGGAUAUCCGCUGUUCUCGCGAGAAGAUGUGGGGCAUUGUGGGAAACUUCAAUGACGUCACUUGGAUACGCGAAGCUACGCACACCGUUGUUGAUGGAAUCUAUCGGACGAUCUACUUCACCGAGGACCGUUCUCUGAAAGUCCGUCUGGCCUGGGCGGACUCCAGCGACUACCUGUUCGUGUAUGAAGGAGACAACAGCCCGGACUUUCUGCACUGCAAGUACUACAGGGGCAGGAUUCAGUUCUUCGCUGUGAACCCCAACAGGGUCCGUGUGACGUACGACUGCUCCUUCAUCCCUGCCAGCGACAGUCCCAUGGAAGAGUUCAAGACAUGGUUCGUGGGAGCUCUCAGCAGCCGGAUUGAGUGGCUCGAGACAACCUUCAGCGAGCCAAAGCCAGGCGAGGGAGAACCCGCCGACACUGCUACGGGACCUCCCGCCUUCAAGAAGGGUGCGUACUCCACCGGUGCCCGUGGGGUCGUCAGGGGGCCUCUGGAGGAUGUGUGGAAGGUCUUCCGGCCUUUCGGACGCGAAUGUAUGGAGUACUGGAAGAUCUAUGACAGCAUGGAGAUCGAGGCACCCGGAAUGGACGUAGCGGGCUGCAUCCGGCUGUUUAAGACAUCCAAAACGAAGAGGACAAUCCGCGAGAGGCUGGAAUGGAGGGACGACGACAACCAUGUUGAGAUCUACAGUCUGCUGUCCAUGGAUCCUCCCCCGCCGGUUGCUAUGAGCAACACAUACACUACCGUCACCAUGACAUCACUUGGUGAGAAGGAGACCGAAGUGAAGUUCGAGUGCACCUUUGACGUCAGCGUGUCGUUUGCCGUGUCCCGUAUCCAAGACAACCAGAAGGGAGCCUACAUGGCGUGCAUCAACGGACUCCAGCAGCUCUUCCACUCCGAGGUCGGGACGCUAGAGGUCGUUGUUGGGAGUGCCGCUGAUCUGGCAAGGACUGACGGCUGGUUUGAUGCUGACCCUUAUGUGGUACUCGCUGUGAAUGAUGGGAAGCCUGUGACCACCAAGGUGUGCAGUUCUACCCAGAAACCCAUCUGGGACGAGCGGUUUCAGCUGACUGUGACGUCACGGACCAGAAACAUCAUCUUUACUGUCCUGGACCGUGACACAGUCGGACAGGACGACAUUAUGGGUACUGCUAACGUCAACCUGGACGAGCUGACGUCAGGCAAGGAGAGGAAGAUGACUCUGGACGUGCAAGGGGGAGGGACGCUGAACGUCAGGCUGUACCUGAAGAUGCACGACAAGCCCAAGGAGCCGGAGGAGGGAGACAAGCUCAUUACGUCACUCGCCAUCCCGUUCCUGGCUCCCGUUGCUCAGAGCGAGCUAGACGCCAUCAGGAACGAGUUCACCAACCUCAUCACGUCGUUCCUUGGACCAGGCCAGAAGUAUGAGCUGGAAUACAUGAAACGCCUGCGGACUCACCCUGACGUGCCGCUGGAGGAGUACCCGGCCUCCUGUGUUCCCAUGCCGACACAGGAGAUGUUCACUCCCCACAAAGUUGGCCGGCUCAUGCAGCGUCUCAUGGAGUUCAUCGCCUCCCAGGCCCAGAUCAUGGUCCGCCUGGCCCAAGUCAAGGGCAUCUGGGAUCCGUGGAAGGCCAACUUCAGCGGCUACCUUCCUGCCAACGAGAAGCUGAUUGAAGAAUGGCAGAAAGACGAGGAGUUCUGCCGCCAGUAUCUCCAAGGCAUCAACCCCAUGCUGGUGACUUUGUGUAAGGACCAGAGCCGGAUUCCAGCAGAGAUGCUCGGUCUGAAAGGACAAGGCAAGACCACGCUGCAGCUCAUGGAAGAGAACAGGCUCUUCAUCGUGGACUACGCACCCAUGCUCGGCGUUCCUGCUACUCCGGGAAAAUUCUUCUACGCGCCGAUCGUGCUGAUGUACAAGGAAGAGCUGGACGGUGGCAAGUCUCGUCUGAACAUGCUCGGCAUCCAGCUGACCAGGGACAAGGGCAUAAACGAAGUGUACUCCCCUGAAAGUGCUAAGACUCAUCCCAACAAGUACAUGUUCGCCAAGAUGCACGUGGUGUCGGCUGACAACAACGUGCACCAGUUCCUGUACCAUCUGGGCUACACCCAUCUCGGUAUGGAGCCGCUAGUGGUCGCCAUGCACACCCACCUGCCACCAGACCACCCCAUCCACCGCCUGCUGCUGCCCCACUUCAAGGACACCAUCGGCAUCAACUACCUGGCCCGCCACUCCCUGGUCUCCAGGAUCUUCCCCAUCACCGACCCGAUGUUCGCUACUUCCACCGUGGGAGGGCUCGUCAUGUUCCUCAAUGAGUGGCGCAAGUACAACUUCAUGGACAUGGCUUUCCCUGAAGAGCUGAAACGCCGUGGUUUUGAUGAGGCCGGCACUGAUGGACUGGAAGGCUACUUCUACCGUGAUGACGGCUUCAAACUGUGGAACGUCUACAAGACGUACGUGACUGGGAUGGUCGACCGUGCCUACGCUGAUGACCAAGCUGUGCAAGCUGACAAAGCCCUUCAGGAAUUCUGCAAGAUGACCGAAGGUCCCGGACAUCUUAAUGGAUUUCCUCGCGAGAUUUCAACUAAGAAGCUGCUCAUCGACUGCCUGACCAACAUCAUCUUCAACGUGAGCGCGCAGCACUCCGCCAUCAACUUCCCACAGUAUGACUACUACUCCUUCAUACCCAACAGGCCUGCCCAGCUGUCGUCCCCAAUGCCUGACGGACCGAACGACAUGUUGGAGUCCGCUGUACUGGAGGCCCUGCCUCCUGCACAGUUCACCGCUCUUCAGGUCCUCCUGUCCUACAUGCUGUCCAUGCCGUCACAGACUGCUAUCACAGGGGUGGAGGCCAUGAAGGAAGUGUAUCCUGAGGUCCAUGAGAAGUUCCAGACACAGCUCCAGAACCUCUCCAAGGAGAUCAAGGGUCGUAACGAGGGUCUGAAGGCGGAAGGGAAGGUCGCCUACACCUACCUGGACCCCGAGAACGUCGCCAUGAGCAUCGACAUCUAAAGUGCUCCUACCGGCUGACUACCAUCUCGCACAACAACAUUCGAGAUGUUGCCAAAUGAAUGCUAGCAAUAUCAGUGCUAGCAAUAUCUUACGACACCAUUUCUUUUCAAGAUACAAAGAAAAAUACUUGGUAAAAGACAAUGCUCAGCGUUAAUCGAUCAAACUGCAUUAUUUCGAUUGAUGCCACACAUCUACUGCGUUUUAGAGUGUGUCUGGCACACAGAUUAAAAUGAUCAGAGGGCAUUUGUUAACGUUAGAUUUGCGUAGAUGUAUUGUAGCUUGUGGUGGAAGAUGCCACAUUUCUUCUAUUAACAGAAUAACGCUUUGAAAAACUGCUGUUGUGUUUGCUUUUGGGUUAAUAAACUGGUGAAUGAAAAU
Molecule: messenger RNA, 4119 nt
Organism: Branchiostoma floridae (Florida lancelet)
Lineage: Eukaryota; Metazoa; Chordata; Leptocardii; Amphioxiformes; Branchiostomatidae
Exons: 22
Coding region: 208-3741 (1177 amino acids)
Biological process (GO): lipid oxidation; arachidonate metabolic process; hepoxilin biosynthetic process
Molecular function (GO): metal ion binding; oxidoreductase activity, acting on single donors with incorporation of molecular oxygen, incorporation of two atoms of oxygen
Source: RefSeq, a predicted model, not a curated record